Coprinopsis cinerea okayama7#130 is the source of this 2247-nucleotide messenger RNA. RefSeq names its product other/FunK1 protein kinase. Lineage: Eukaryota; Fungi; Basidiomycota; Agaricomycetes; Agaricales; Psathyrellaceae. The transcript is spliced from 6 exons. The record is from RefSeq and is a predicted model, not a curated record. Bases 1 to 2247 code for a protein of 748 amino acids.
AUGGACUCUAAGUUGUCUAUCUGUCAAAUAUCGGCUUUCAUCGAGACCUACCUACCCAACGAACAGAUUCCCGCCGUGUCCCGGGAAGUUUCAUCAGCUUACAAGAAACAUGAUGCGUGUACGCAUACCUUGGAGAUUUUCAAAGGCCUGUUCCGAAUGAGUUUCCCCGAGCCAACAAGUCGGGUCCUCAAGGCGUUCCAGGGGAUAGAGAACAUUGUUCGCAAAACUUUGAGUAAGACGCAAAGAACGCGCCUCAAUAAAUACUCCAUCCGUACUGUGGAUGGGGAAGGUGGUAUACUCGAAUCUUGCUUGACCAACGACAAUCAUGACGACACCAGUACCUCCUUGGGCGCAACCGACAUUGCGAUUCCUGUCCUCAUCGCGAGCGGGACCAAAAAUGAUAGUCAGAACCUUCGCAAUCCCCUACCAGAUUUCUUUCGAGUGAUAAACGAAGACGCCCGCCGAAGGCACCUCUACGCAAUCACCAUUGAGGAUGGCGACAUGGUGUUGUGGUACCUAUCCCGAUCACAAUGCGUUAAGUCUACCGCGUUCAGUAUGGUAGAGCGAACCGACCUCCUCGUCCGUGUAUUGGUCUGGCUGAUAUCGGCCACGGAUGAAGAGCUCGGGUAUGAUCCCUUGGUCACCUUGCUCCCGGACGGUACCUACGUCUAUGAACUACCGCCGGACGAGGGCAGGAAAGACUCCCUCUAUUAUCAGACCGUUGAGCUCGUUUCCGAGUUCCACUCGGAUGAUCCUGUCGGACGCAGCGCGCGGGUCUGGAAGGUGAAACAGGUGACCUCUCCCACUGAUCUGAAUCGCGUUCCCGGGACUUCCGACAGAAUCCUCAAAGACGUUUCCCUCGAUGCGCGCAUGGAACCCGAGGUGGAGAUUCAGCGACAGCUGUUCGCUGAUAUCGAUGACUUUGGGAAGCGCGCUGACUGGCGCACUGCGGGCGUUUUGAAGGAAAUGCGGGAGGAAGAUGUAGAGACGCUCUCCGAUGCCCUGGAUGGAGAGAACUUCAAGAGAUACUUCUCGUGCAUCGUCGCAAGUCACGUCAGCAAGGCCUACUCCUCUCCGGUUCUUGCUCUCAGCGACUCAAACAAAAGCUGUAUACCAAAGCGUCGGUGCUUAUACCUCUACGAAUUCAUCUGCACCGCGCUCCACGACAUCCCCACUCUUGGUGAAGCAAUCGACAUCCUCAAACAGUGUCUCACAACAAUGCGACUGAUGUACUGCGCAGGAUGGAUCCACCGCGACAUCAGUGUUGGCAAUAUUCUCGCUGUUCAGAAAGGGCCAGAGGCCCCUUGGGAAGUGAAAUUAUCAGACCUCGAAUUCGCAAGAAAGUUUUCUGGCCCUGGCGCGCAUGAAGGGGAGAAGCCCAUGGGGACUCCUUUUUUUAUGUCUUGCGAGCUGCAGUCUGGGAUACCGUUCGUUCCUGAGGAUGAUCAGAGAGUUGACAGCGAGAAUGAGUGCGAAAACGUACAGCCGGCGUGGCACGAGCCUGAUGGGCCAUUGCUGCACAACUUCCAACACGACCUGGAGUCGCUUUGGUGGAUCCUUCUCUGGCUCGUAACAGCCAGAGUCCGCGUUAGCACCUCGCGCGAAUGGAGUGACCACUUUUUCAAGCACAGUACCGACUCCAGACACGGCGAAACGCGCUGUACCUUGCUGGUCAAUACAAAGCCUCUCGAUUCGUUCGCACUCUUUCCUCGGGACCUACCACAGUGUCUGUACAGCCAUUCGUCAAACUUCUUGUUGGCCCUCAACAACUUCAAGCUCGAUCUAUGGCGCUCAUACCGGCGGCGAUAUAGAGCGAAUGGACUAGAAGAUCCGGGCAGUUACUCGUGGAUGAUGGGUAAGGGCGCCUCAAAGUUCUUCCGCAGUAUCGAAAAAUCCCGCGGGGCGUGGGCGUCUGUCCAGUUGACUGUCGAGACAGAGUUGCGAGCACUCAGGCGGGCAGCCUCGAAGGCACCGUUGUCCAACAAGCGGAAGGUGGCGGCGAAUGCGGUUAAUUGGGCCCAGCCGGAUGAACAACACGAAGCGACCCAACCUCGGAAACGAUUGCGACUCACAGCUCCCGACGAGUCUACCACUCGGCCUGAACAACGCUCGAGACCUGUGACAAGGUCGAUGACGAGGGCGCAGCGUGCAGGCCCGACGACGAGAUCCAUGACACGCCGCCUCCAGCAAUCCGUUACUGGCCCGUCCCGACCGACGCAAUCUUCGAAUCGCCGACCUCGUCCAUAA